This is a messenger RNA of Toxoplasma gondii ME49, 3134 nucleotides long. RefSeq names its product NOL1/NOP2/sun family protein. Gene Ontology annotation, cellular component: mitochondrial large ribosomal subunit. The coding region runs from base 410 to 2386 and encodes 658 amino acids. Gene Ontology annotation, molecular function: methyltransferase activity. Gene Ontology annotation, biological process: rRNA methylation. The record is from RefSeq and is a predicted model, not a curated record. NCBI's taxonomy places the organism in Eukaryota, Apicomplexa, Conoidasida, Eucoccidiorida, Sarcocystidae. The transcript is spliced from 8 exons.
CGAUUCUUGUGCUCCUUCCUGACUCGCGUAAGGAAGAGAUCCUCCAACGCCGCGUAUAGCCACAGCUUUGCACUCCCGUUCCGUUUGCAGGAGCGCAGUCGGCAGAGCUACAGCAAAAAAAAACGCCAUUCUUCCGCCUAUCCGCUGCAUCUCCACGAAGGCAAUUCUUCUUUUCUGUCCUGUCACGCUCCCUGCAUGCAAAUCUCUCCAAAAGGGAGAGAGGUGCAAGCCGACUUCGUGGAAUUGAAAUUGAAAAAUUGAUGCUCCAUGCAGAGGCGGGACUUGCGAACAACCGCCAGGUCCACGUCCAGAAACCUUCCUACGACGUCUCCAGAAGAUUCGUGUGCCGCGUUUUCUGCGGAGCACAGACCACGAGUUCAGCUACUCGUUUACAUUUUGACCGCAGAAAAUGUCUUCUCGGCAGUCGGUCAAGAGGCCUGCUGCCAGCUCCGGCCUGGUCCUCCGAGGUGCCUCCGGAUGGUCGGCGUACCACGAACGUCAGUACGGCUCUGCUCGGUGGAAGUCCCUCCUCCGGGCGUUGGCAGGGGAAGGGAGGUUUGCCGCCUUCGUCGCUGCUGCGGAAACACGAGACACGCGCCAGGGAGAAGAAAACUCUCCCAGCUCGCUUCCGCCGAAACCGCACAGGAGGGAAGUCGCCGAAGGCUUCGGGUGUACGUACACCGGAACGAGCGCGAGCGGAGAAGUUGGCAGCGAGCUGCGGGACGCGGAAUUAUGCGGGGCUCGAGGUGUAGCAGAGAGAAAUGCAGGCGCGGCUCGCUAUCAGGAUGACGCGGGUGGCUUUUCUCACGAGACUCGAGAGGAUCUGAUCGAGUUCCUCCACCUGCGCCCAAGCGGCUUGCCUUCUCCCAACGUUUUCCUUGUCGCUGGCGCUGGAGAGGAAGGAGAAGAGACGCCGACAGAAGCAGGGCACCACCGGCAGAACCCAGAGUCGAAAUCGAAAGAUUCUCACGCUUCCUGUGAUGCUCCUUCGCCAGUUUCCUCCCCGCUGUCUCCAUCAGGAACCUCCGCCAUGACUGUCUCAUCCGCCGUCUCCUCUUCUCGUUCCUCUCCUUCUGAUCUUUCCUCUGGUUCUGCCUCUUCCUCUCCUCUUCCUUCUUCGCUGGUGGCCGCCCCGUGUGCGGCCCCAGUCUCUCCUUCCAUCUCAUGGGAGUCUUCUCCCCCUGCCUGCUCUUCGAAUCUGUCCGCUUCCUCGGCUUCUUGCUCGAAGUCAAAGCGCUGCGAGAGGAGCGCCCAGGAACGCGCGUGGCUGGAAAGCCUCGAAAAGGAAAAAGUCUACUACCUUGAUGGCGCAUCUGCCUUUGCCGCUUGCGCUCUCGGUGUCUCGCCUGGAGAGAGAGUCCUCGACCUCUGUGCGGCACCCGGCGGCAAGUCUCUCGUCCUCGCGAGCAUGCUCUUUCCUUCCUCUCCGUGUCUCUUUGGCAAUGGGAGCUCUUUGAUGCAGAAGUCGAACAGCAGAAAUGCAGGCCUGCUCGUGUGCAACGAAGCGAGUCGCCCGCGGAUGGAAAGACUCCAGAGAGUUCUUCAUACCUUUCUUUCCCCCGAAAUUGUCAAAAAACGACUUGUGCAAGUCACUUGUGCAAGCGGCACUAAGGGAGGCGCGUACGAACGCUUUGCGCCGUUCGACACGAUUCUGGUCGACGCGCCCUGCUCCUCGGAUCGGCAUUUGCUCAAGCAGGGGAAAUCUGCUCUCGCCUUGUGGGCCUCAGGGACUCCGAAAGCGCAUGCAGAGCGGCAACUUCAACUGCUCAAAGAGGCUCUACGCUUGCUUCGAGUUGGAGGCGUUCUGCUCUACAGCACCUGUGCUCUGUCUGAGGUGGAGAACGAAAAGGUCGUCGAAAAACUCCUCAAGAGUUGCGGAAGCAGCGUCAAAGAAUGUUCUCUCCUGGUCGACUCGACAGGUCUCUCUUCUUCUUCGGUGUCGUCGGAGUUUUCGCGGAUCGUGGUUCUUCAGCCCACUCAAGCACAGGCGGAGACAGCGCAGACAAGUGAAGCAAGGGAGACGAAAGACACAAAGCAGACGGAGGAGACUCUCCGCAUGCCCAGGGACGCCUGUGUUCAUCCGCCAACGCACUCCAGGCGCCUGUCGCCAGGCAGGUGUACAUACACCGGCGGCAGCGAGGGAUCUCCGGCGCCUGCAGAGGCAGCGAUUGCGAAUGCAGAGUUUGGGGGGCCUUUUGCUGUUUUGGAGCGAGAUUCGGCUUUAUGUGAAGCGAUAAACGACCUGGAAAGCGCGAACGAUUCCCCGGUCUGGAUCCUCGAAAAACGAGAACGCGGCGCGAUCAUGUUGCCUGACACGCCGUCCGGAUUCGGGCCUCUUUACAUGUGCAAGUUGAAGCUCGUCGCACCUCUCCAGAGACGCCUCUAGGCGUUUCUGAAGAAAGCCUAAAAACGAGAAACGAACAUGUAUCAACUCCUUCUUCGUGGCGGCUGCAACGACAUACACGAGAAAGAGUGUGUUCUUCCGUCGGGGAAAGGCGCUCUUGCUUUUUUCUCAAGAGGCGGUCUCUCGCGGGAAUGCGGAGUUUGGGGGAUCCGAGGCCACCGGAAUGUGCAGAGGAAGUGAGAGAGUUGGCGGGAGAAAAGGAGGAAGAGCAUGGAGAUGCAGAAGAGAAAAAGAAAGGGGAGAAAGACGAGGAAGGAGAGCUGCCGCUGCAGGGGACGAGGAAAAAAAGAUGUUUUCGCUUCUUUCUUAAUACUCCGGACAGGGGGCAGGUCUGAGAGAGAGGUAGAGAGAGCGGCAACUGUCUCUGAAAUCACGCAGUCUCCGCGCAGAGACGGACAGCAGAAGCAGUUUCGAGCAACAAGGAAACCAACUUCUCCGACAAGACGACGGUGCGUGAGUUGUGAAAUAGCGACUUUUCUGCUGCGAAAGAAAUCAAGCGUGUUUCCACCUGAAAGGGUGAAAAGAAGACAUGCCGUGCGAAUUGAAAAAGAGAACCAGUUCUUCCGAGACUGCUGGACUUCGUCUCUCCAUAAACUCUUGAAAAGCAGAACCGACGAGAACAAGCGAGAGGAGCAGCGACGUUUUCGUCGGGGAAUCGAGAGACUCACUUGGCCUGUUUCCUUCCUAACGUCAGGUUAUGUCGACUACUUAUAUCUCUCCGUCUCUAUAU